Messenger RNA from Brassica napus (rape), 1024 nucleotides. Its product is annotated as bidirectional sugar transporter SWEET1. Gene Ontology annotation, cellular component: membrane. Gene Ontology annotation, molecular function: sugar transmembrane transporter activity. Bases 138 to 878 code for a protein of 246 amino acids. The transcript has 6 exons. Lineage: Eukaryota; Viridiplantae; Streptophyta; Magnoliopsida; Brassicales; Brassicaceae. Gene Ontology annotation, biological process: carbohydrate transport. The record is from RefSeq and is a predicted model, not a curated record.
ACGCUGAUUCUUCAUAUAUACCCCUGAGGAAGACGCUUUCUGAUACACAACACUCACCACAUUCUCCCUCUCACGCUUUCUCUCUUCUCACAGUACAAGAAACGAACAAAAAAGAGAAACUCUUUAGAGAUCAAAAGAUGAACAUCGCUCACACCAUCUUCGGCGUUUUCGGAAAUGCCACUGCUCUGUUUCUGUUCUUGGCUCCUUCGAUAACAUUCAAGAGAAUCAUCAAGAACAAAUCAACCGAACAGUUCUCUGGCAUCCCUUACCCUAUGACUCUCCUCAACUGUCUCCUCUCCGCCUGGUACGGACUUCCCUUUGUGUCAAAGGACAACACGCUUGUGAGCACAAUCAACGGAACAGGAGCCUUGAUAGAAACAGUCUACGUGUUGAUCUUCCUUUUCUACGCGCCAAAGAAGGAGAAAGCUAAGAUCUUUGGCGUCUUCACUGCCGUCUUGGCCGUAUUCGCCACGGUGGCUCUCGUCUCUCUCUUUGCCCUCCAUGGUAACGCUAGAAAACUCUUCUGUGGUAUUGCAGCUACCGUUUUCUCCAUCAUCAUGUACGCUUCUCCACUCUCAAUCAUGAGGUUGGUGAUAAAGACGAAGAGUGUAGAGUACAUGCCGUUCUUUUUGUCACUCUUUGUCUUCCUCUGUGGUACUUCUUGGUUCAUCUAUGGUCUUAUCGGUCGUGACCCUUUUGUUGCAAUACCAAAUGGGUUUGGAUGUGCUUUAGGGACACUUCAACUGAUUCUCUACGUCAUCUACUGCGGAAACAAAGGCGAGAAGUCUGCUGAAAAGGAUGACAAGUCACUGGAGAUGAAAGGUGAGGAGAAGAAGCAAAAUGUGGUUAAUGGAAAGCAGCAAGAGCAGCAAGUUUAGUUCUUUCAAUGAUUUGUUCUCUCUAUUUGUUCUUCUUGCUUUUAGAGUUUUAGUUUGGAUGUAACAAGAUUUAAAAAUAACUAUGCUGAACAAAAUGUCAGAUUCCUAAUGUCUUCCUACUAAUAAGUGUGAUUGAAGUAUGACUA